GGGGCGGUGUCGCUUGUUGUUGCCCUGUGAGGCGGCUGUGCUGUGGGUGCCGGCCGCCGCCGCGAUCCGGGGAGGUCCCAGGCCCCGGUGCCCUCUCGCCUCUCGCUGCCCCCAUCGGCCCCGCAGCCCCCGCGGAGGGCGGGGAGAUGCAGCCCCCAGGCCCUCAGCAGCCGCCGCUCUAUGCGCCCAGCAACGGGGACUUCACCUUUGUCUCCUCGGCAGACGCCGAAGAUCUUAGUGGCUCCAUAACAACUCCAGAUGUUAAGCUAAAUCUUGGAGGAGAAUUCAUCAAAGAAUCUACUGCUACUACAUUCCUAAGACAGAGAGGGUAUGGCUGGCUUCUAGAAGUGGAAGAUGAUGACCCAGAAGAUAACAAGCCACUCCUGGAAGAACUUGACAUUGAUCUGAAGGAUAUUUACUACAAAAUUCGAUGUGUGUUGAUGCCUAUGCCAUCCCUUGGGUUUAAUAGGCAGGUAGUGAGAGACAAUCCAGACUUUUGGGGUCCUCUGGCAGUUGUCCUCUUCUUCUCAAUGAUUUCAUUAUAUGGACAAUUUAAGGUUGUGUCUUGGAUUAUAACUAUUUGGAUAUUUGGAUCCUUGACAAUUUUUUUACUGGCCAGGGUUCUUGGAGGAGAAGUUGCUUAUGGCCAGGUUCUUGGUGUGAUAGGAUAUUCCCUACUUCCCCUCAUUGUCAUAGCACCUGUACUUUUGGUGGUUGGAUCAUUUGAAGUUGUUUCUACCCUAAUAAAAUUUAUUUUUAGUUACUGCAGCAUGAAUAUGACGUUAGUCAUUGUUCUGAGACCUUCCCAUAGUGGUAGCAGUACAAAGCUCUCAAUACCCUUUGCAGAGAAGUUGUUUGGAGUCUUUUGGGCUGCAUACAGUGCCGCAUCAUUAUUAGUUGGAGAAGAAUUCAAGACCAAGAAACCCCUUCUAAUUUAUCCAAUCUUUUUAUUAUACAUUUAUUUUCUGUCCUUGUACACUGGGGUGUGAUCUAGUGCAAGAUGUGGCCAGAGACCAUAUUUUAUUCAUUUGCAGACUGAUAAUGCAUAAGAUUAAGGAGACCGGAGAUAAUACAAGUGACUGUUUUGUAUCCAGUUGUCAAGAUGUUUUAAGAUCGAAGAGCAUAUUUGUGUAUAUUAUUUAAUGAAGCAAUUGUAGCUAUAUAGAUUUGUAUCAAAGUUCUAGGUUUAAGACUCUUCAGAUUUUAAUGAACAAAAUAAAAGAACCUUGUGUUUUGUAAGAAAGUGUAGCAAAACCACAACUCAAUACCUGUGCCAAAAGCACUAGGACCAGAUUACUAUAUUUGAGGAGAAAAAUGAGAAGUUAACUGUAACAAUCUCAAAGUGCAAUUUUUCUUUUGAGCUUAAACACAGCUGGCUUUUUUGGCACAGCAAAUUCUGUAGAUAAUAUAUAUUUAUGAAACAGUCCUGAUUGUUCACAGAAUAGUCUGUAUAAUCAAGACAUGAAGAUACUACUUUUAAUUUAGUGCCUCAAUUACUUUGAUUUGGCUACUGAGUUUUUAUAAAUUCCAAUUUGUUUUCAAAACAUGUAUAUACUGUGUAUUUUGUAUCUAUGGCUUGUGUGUAGCGUAAAUACUCCUUGGUUAAGGAUGUAUGUUGGGUUUUUAAAAAUUGAAGAUAGAAGUAUUUGAAGUCUUCAUUUACUAUCUCUGACCAAAGGAGCAAGAUAUUUACUGUGUGACAUAGUUAAUUAAAAUGCAUAUUUAGAGAAUCAAAUUAUUUUACUUAAAAGUAUGAAUUUACAGAGAAAUGGGUGAACACCUUUCUCAAAUGUAGUACUGGCUUAAUGUUGGAGAAAAAAAGAUGAUUUAUCAAAUUUGUGUGAUCUUUAAACAAUGUUAUUUGAUGAUGACAAAAUAAAAAUAAUGCUUCCCUAACUAUGUUUUACAACAUCUUGCUCUGUCUUGCUUUUAAUAGCAUGGUAUUUAACAUGCAUCUAUUUUUUUUUUUUUUCCCCAGUACUAUUAAUCCCUUGUAAAGAGAAAUAAAAAAGAUUUGUAAGGCCAGAUUCUCCCUCCACUAAAUAAGGCAGAAUUACAGCCUUAGUAACAAUUACAGUCUUGCUAAAUUUGACUAUCCAAGGAUUAUGUAAUAACGUGAUGACAUGUUAAAUAUUUCCUGUGUACUGUGUUGAUUGCUUAUGUAAUCGUCCUUAUGGUAAUGUUUCUUCACAAGGGAAGUCCGCUGAAGUUAAUUUUGCAUGGUACUAACUUAGGCAUUUGCAAUCUUCAGUAUUUAGUAUUGCCAAAUAGAUCUCCAGUUUCUUUUUUUUUUUUUUUUUUUUGGUAACAGAAAAAAAGCAUUCCCCAUGCCUUUAUUAUUUGCAGCAUUAAAAAAAAAAAAAAAAUCAACCAUGUCAAGGUAAUAGCAAGGGCUGUCUUUGAUCCAUGGUGGACAUAUUUCCUUAUAAGAACUGUAGUUUUUCAGCUUUUUAGACUGUGUAACUUCCCAUUUUGGUAAUUUAUUUUUACCACUCAUUACUGAUGCAAAAUAUAUAUUUAAAUUCCAACUCUACCACAAACCUUUAGCUUAUUCAGUCUGCUUUUCUGGUGGAUGCUUGUGUUGGUUUUAAACAGAACUACUUAAAGUUGAUGCUGGACAUAAAUUGUAAUGUAAUACUCUAGGUUGUAAUACAUUAAAGGAGAAAAACUGGUAGAGCGAUUGACUUUUCACCUAAUUUUUUACUUCUACAGAAGUUCUGGUGGAAUUACUGCAGUUGUACUAAACCGAUUAUACCAGCAGCUUAUUCUUAUCUGCAAGUGUUUUGUGAGCAUUCAUUCUA
Molecule: messenger RNA, 2801 nt
Organism: Harpia harpyja (harpy eagle)
Lineage: Eukaryota; Metazoa; Chordata; Aves; Accipitriformes; Accipitridae
Gene: YIPF4
Product: Yip1 domain family member 4
Exons: 7
Coding region: 147-989 (280 amino acids)
Biological process (GO): vesicle fusion with Golgi apparatus; endoplasmic reticulum to Golgi vesicle-mediated transport
Cellular component (GO): membrane; trans-Golgi network
Source: RefSeq, a predicted model, not a curated record